Molecule: messenger RNA, 1960 nt
Organism: Sardina pilchardus (European sardine)
Lineage: Eukaryota; Metazoa; Chordata; Actinopteri; Clupeiformes; Clupeidae
Gene: spdl1
Product: spindle apparatus coiled-coil protein 1
Exons: 12
Coding region: 104-1894 (596 amino acids)
Biological process (GO): mitotic metaphase chromosome alignment; protein localization to kinetochore; mitotic spindle assembly checkpoint signaling
Cellular component (GO): outer kinetochore; spindle pole
Molecular function (GO): kinetochore binding
Source: RefSeq, a predicted model, not a curated record
UUCAAAUUGAACCUUCAACUUUUUUGUUUGCCUGCUAAGCGAAUCUCUAAAAGAAGCAGCUGACAAUAACUAACUGACAUUACUGCUAAAAGUGCUCUCCUCAAUGAUGGCAGGCAGCUCAGAUGUGCAGUGGCUUCAGCGGAAGCUGAAAGAGAAGGAGGGGGAAGUGCAGAAGGCUGCCCAGUAUGGCCUUCAGCUCCUGGAUGAUCAACUCAACUUGCAGAGCAAGUUGGAGGACCAGCGGGUUGAAAUGACCAAUGCUAUGGAGACUCUGGAGCAGGAGAAGUAUUCCCUCCAGCGGGAGGUGGAGCUGAAGGCACGCAUGCUGACCAGUCUGCAGUCUGAGUUUGAUGAGGUCAAGAAACAGCACAGGCACCUCCUGGAGCAGCAAGAAUCUCAGCUUGAAAGGAGCCAUGCCCAUGAACUCAGUGACUACAAGAACAAGAUGGAGCGCAUGAUGGCGGAGCGGGACGAGGCACAGCUGGCGGAGAAGCAGCUGCGACACAAGCUGGAGGUGCAGGCCGAGGCCCUGAGCAACAAGACCGAGGAGCUGCGUGCGCUGACUGAGCGAGCCCACGAGACCAUGUCCUCUGAGAUCUUGGAGCUGCAGGUGCAGAGGAUGGACAUGGAGGCUGCCAUGGAUGACUUGAAGAUGGAGCUUCAGGAGUGCCAGUACAAAGAGCAGCAGCUGCAGCUGGCGAGCACCAGCCUGCAGCGGCAGGUGGAGCAACUGACGGAGGAGAAGGAGGAGCGCCAGAAGGAAGCUGUCUCUUGCUACAACGCUCUGGAGAAAGCACGUGAAACCAAUCAGGAGCUACAGAUCCAGCUGGACCAGCUGCUUCAGAAGGAACAGGAUCCAGAUAGCAGAGGAAACUCUCUCUUUGCAGAGGUGGAGGACAAGCGAGCGGAGAUGGAGAGGCAGUUGAUCAGCGUGAAGGUUCAGUACAAGUCCCUGCAGCAGCAACAUGCUUUCUCAAAGCAGCAGAUGCAUCGCAUGAAGGUGCAGAUCGCGGCCCUGAUGCAGCUCCAAGGGUCGGGGGCAGACCCUGAGCAGCUUGAGCGCAUGCAGUCCAUGCUGUCGCAGAAGAACAAAGAGAUCGAAGCGCUCAUGACCAAAGUGCGGCAGCUGGAAUCUGAUCAGAAUAGUCUGAAGGCUAUAUGCCCAUCUGGCCCACCAGCCGAUGGUGAGACACAUGACGACACCUACUACACAGAUCUUCUUCAGAUGAAACUAUCCAAUUCUGUUAAAGAUUCUGAUCAGCUGAAAAAAGAGCUGUCCCUGGAGAGGAUGAAGUCUCUGUCGGAGAGCCAGAAGGUGCUGGAGAUGGAGAGGAAGUUGUUCGCCACACAGCAGUCCCUCAAGCAGAGCCAGGGGGACAACAUCAGGCUGCAGGUCAAAGUGGAGGAACUGCGUCUCAAAUACGAGCCAAGUGAGGUGGGUAAAGGCCGCGUCCAGAAGCGCAGGCGAGAGAAGCUUCCAGUUGAUCUCCCCGCUGAAGGCCCUGUGCCGAGCCAAGACGCCCCCUCUGCCAUGGAGACGGAGCUGGCCAGCCGCCCAGAGGCUGACCCCUGUAAGCCAGAGCCAGCACCGGGGGCCCCCCAGUGUCCCGAGGAGCAGCUGAUAGCAGCUCCUCUGCAGCCUGCCAAUGCCCUGCUCCUAAACCCCACGCAGCCCCGUGACAGCAAGUGUGUGCGCAUCUCCGACGAGCCGCCAGUUACCAUCCCAAAACCGCCCAGGUCUUCAUCAGAAGAGAGCAGUAUGUCAGAGGAGAUGGACGCCAGGCAGGGAGAGGGGGAGAACUGGCGAGGCGAGAGGAAAAAGAAAUCAAAGUAUCCCACCCCCAUCCAUGCUGCCCCACAGAAUACAAUGCAAAACCAAUGUGCUCAACAAUAGCUCUGAAUUAUAACUGAUAAUGGCUCAAAUCACUUCUUUUUUAAUUAUUAUAUAUAAUAAAUUAAU